AUGGUGCUCACACACACCACGAACCAUUCCUACUCUCACCCCUUUCCCGCCGUCACCCUCGCGUACUUCCUCCGUUACUGCAGUCCCCAUCUUAACCCCUUCGCCAGCCAUGUUAUCAGCUCCGACACCCUCUCGUGCUAUGUCGACCCAGAAACGGGCCGUCUGCACACUACACGCAUCCACUUGAAGAAGUCACGUCUUCCCCCCGCUGUCAUGAAGCUGCUCCCAGCCAGCCUGACGGGCGGCGCGGCCGACAAGGCGUCCUACAUCCUCGAGACCAGCGUAGUGGACAUGCGAGAGGGCUGGCUGGCGAGCGAGAGCCGCAACCUCAAUUACGUUGGUAUCCUCUCCGUGGUGGAGCGCCAGCUAUACACCGUCCCCAAGACGUUCAGCGCCUCGACCGAAUCGACUGACGUCGAGACCAAGGUUGUCUUCCGUUCACGGCUCGGCGAGCGCAUCCGCGACCGGCUGGGUCAAGUGCAAGCGCAGGCGCAUGCGGAGGCCGAGGCAGCCGGUUCUGCCGGUGGAUGGUUUGCUCGGCUGGGAGCCAAGGGCAUCCAACGCAGCAUUGAGAGCCUCGCCUCGACCAAGACGCUAGACCAGCUGGGCAAGAGCCGUGAGGGCAUGCGCAUCGUCCUCGAGAGGCUACGGCAGACGGGCAUCAACCGCGUACUGGAGCUGAGGAAGAUGGCUAGGGAGCGUGCAUUUGAUGGUGCUGCUGCUUGA
This is a messenger RNA of Thermochaetoides thermophila DSM 1495, 726 nucleotides long. Its product is annotated as putative normal mitochondrial morphology protein. Gene Ontology annotation, molecular function: phosphatidic acid transfer activity. The record is from RefSeq and is a predicted model, not a curated record. Gene Ontology annotation, cellular component: mitochondrial intermembrane space. Lineage: Eukaryota; Fungi; Ascomycota; Sordariomycetes; Sordariales; Chaetomiaceae. The transcript has a single exon. Bases 1 to 726 code for a protein of 241 amino acids. Gene Ontology annotation, biological process: phospholipid transport.